Messenger RNA from Arabidopsis thaliana (thale cress), 1053 nucleotides. RefSeq lists its product as uncharacterized. NCBI's taxonomy places the organism in Eukaryota, Viridiplantae, Streptophyta, Magnoliopsida, Brassicales, Brassicaceae. The record is from RefSeq and is marked reviewed. Gene Ontology annotation, molecular function: mRNA binding. Gene Ontology annotation, cellular component: cytoplasm; nucleus. The transcript is spliced from 3 exons. Bases 202 to 672 code for a protein of 156 amino acids.
AAGAAAUGGAGAAGAAAUAAUAGCGUAGCCCAAAAGCUAAUUACGAAUUCUAUCAAAGGAUUUAUUCCAAAUCUUUCAAAAAGUAUUUUUAUUCCAAAAUCCUCAAAACUAUAUCCCAAAUUUUAUUUGUAUAUAUAUAAUACUUUUCCCGUCCGUAAUAAUAUUCAUAAACACCAUUUCAGCGAAGAAAGGAAAAAAAAAAUGCAGAUCUUCGUCAAAACCCUCACCGGAAAAACCAUAACCCUAGAGGUCGAAAGCAGCGACACCAUCGACAAUGUCAAAGCCAAAAUUCAGGACAAAGAGGGAAUACCACCUGAUCAACAGAGGUUGAUAUUUGCUGGUAAGCAGCUUGAAGAUGGUAGAACAUUAGCGGAUUACAACAUUCAGAAAGAAUCGACUCUUCACUUGGUAUUGAGGCUUAGGGGUGGGACUAUGAUUAAGGUGAAGACUCUCACAGGGAAGGAAAUUGAGAUUGAUAUCGAACCAACCGAUACUAUUGAUCGGAUUAAGGAACGUGUUGAGGAGAAAGAAGGUAUCCCUCCUGUUCAACAAAGGCUAAUCUACGCCGGAAAACAGCUAGCUGAUGACAAAACGGCAAAGGACUACAACAUAGAGGGAGGCUCUGUUCUUCAUCUGGUUCUUGCCCUUAGGGGUGGUUUUGGUCUUCUCUGAGAAGUAACUCUUGAAGAUAUCUUUUUCUCUUUGUAUGGCUUGUUGGAGUUCAUGGGAAAAAAGUGAUUGCAAUUUGGAUAUGAUACUUUGAAUAUUAUGCUGUUUCACUGGGUUUGGAUCAUUUUACCAAUAAUCUGUUAAAUAUCGAAUCAUUUUGUUUUGUUUAACAUCGAAUCGUACUUUAACAUAUUUAUUUGGGAUUUAGCUAUUUAUGAUGAAUAUCUUUCAUUCAAGAAAGAGGCUAGACAUGUGAAAAUAGGAUCGAGCUAUGUGUAAGAUCGGACCAGGCCGAUUGAGAUUGCUGGUUGCAUGAGUCCAUCAAUAGUCCCAUAUUUAUUUGCAUUACAAUGAAAUAGUGGUUACAAAUCGUCAAAUCCAAUG